UCAUUAAAAUGCUUCAAUAAAUCAUCUUUGAAUUCCCUUCGAUCCGUUUCAUAGCUCAGGAUUACAUCGAUCUGGUAGUCUGCCUUUUUCUUUGAAGAUGCUGUAUCUUAUUAUUUUCAUUGCUACGGAAGGGGUGCUGUCGGCUGAAGGUGAGUCUAAUGACGAUCUCUGUCCUGCUUGGGGUUCUAUGGCCUGUGCUAAUGAUCUCAAAGGGGAUCUACUUUAUCUUGAUGACAAUACACCACUAGAAGAAAAUAAAGAAAUCUUCGAAAGAAAAUGCGAGAAUACUAUGCCAUAUAUAAAAUGUGUGCUCGACUUCGGAGCCAGCCAUUGCCCGAACAUUUCAGAAAACAUACAUUAUGAAGGUUUCAAAUAUGAGUACGCCACCUAUUCUAGAAUUUGUGACAAGAAUGAUGAAAUUAAUAAGUGGUAUGUAGAAAAUGCCAAGUGUCUAAAUACACAAAUGGUAGAAAUCUAUAAAAAAUGUGAAAAAACGCCAAAAAUUCGUGGCCUGAGAGAGUUAACAAAGGAGAUUUGUCAGAUAGACAAAAGAAGAAUAGAAUGCAAUUUUGAAGAAGUUGGAAAGAAAUGUGGAAAAGAAGCUUUAUUGUUAAUGAAAGAAAUAAUGUCAUCCUAUACUAAAGUAAUAGAAAAAAGCUGCAGUAAAUUCGAUUUUUGAUGUAUAACAAUGCAGCAACUUAUACAUUUUGGAAUAUUAAUAAAUUAUUUAGAUGAGAAUCAAUAAAAGUGCUUUUGCUUCUUUA
This is a messenger RNA of Stegodyphus dumicola, 764 nucleotides long. RefSeq lists its product as uncharacterized. NCBI's taxonomy places the organism in Eukaryota, Metazoa, Arthropoda, Arachnida, Araneae, Eresidae. The record is from RefSeq and is a predicted model, not a curated record.